AUGGCAUCUUAUGUGACAAUUGAGAAGCAGUAUUUUGAGACCUUGCUCAGACGAUUCGCCAGUGCCGUGAAUAUGACUCUCAUUAAGGACCCCGCAGGCUCACAGACAGAGUCUACCACCAAUGGAGGAGGUUAUUCCUCUAAGGGAACCACUCAAGUAACUCAGCAGCCGGCACAAUUCACCGAGGAACCCCAGCCAGCAUAUAAGUAUUCGGGACAGCCCAGCGCUAGGUCAGGCUCAGGAGCUCACCAAGCAAGUUACAAUGGGAGACCGACAAAGACUCAUAUUGAAGAACAAUCAUCGGCGAGCCAUUAUUACCAUAAUGACGAGGAUUCGCUUCCCAGUGAUGAUAGGUCGGAGUUACCCGUGCAUGGAGAGGUACCCGGAGUAACUCAUGAUUCCCCAAAGCACUCGGUAAACGGAGGUGAUAAUCGUACUGUGGCUAUCAAGAAUGUUCCCGAGAGAGCAAUUCAUAAAGACAUCACUGCAGCAGUCCGAGGAGGUUCUCUUGUGGAUGUCUUCCUCCGAUCUAGAGACCACAUGGCGAGCGUUUCCUUCGCAGAUACUAAGGCUGCACAGGAGUUUUAUAACUACGCUAAACGAUGCAACCUAUGUAUCCUCGAUAGACCGGUUGACGUAUCCUGGUCUGAUCGCCAGUACUCACUAUCGUCAUAUCUUGCAUCCCAGAUGGCUAAUGGGGCGUCUCGCAACCUCAUCAUUCGUGGUGUGCAUCCAAACAUCACCGAGGCCAUGAUCCGCGAGGACAUGAAACACAUCCAUAACCUCAUCAUCGUCAGCCUCUCAUUCAACCACGGAAAUGUCUAUAUCUCUACCAACUCCGUUCAAAAGGCUACUUUCGCCCGUAACUGCAUGAUGUCCCGCAUGCCGUACCGUAUGAUGAGGAUCGAAUACUACAAUGACGAAUGUGCGGGUCCUCUUCCCAAAAUUAAAGAAGCUACUGUUAAAGGCCCAUCUCGUCCGGCAGCAAAACCCAUGAACCCCAUGGCCAACCGGUUCCAGAUGCUUCAUCUUGACGACUCUGAAGAGGACUCAGAUGACCGAGAUGAUAUGGAAAGCAAUGGACCCCUUGGAGAUAGAAUCAGCUGGCGAAACAAUACCAUUGCUGUUUAG
Nannizzia gypsea CBS 118893 is the source of this 1131-nucleotide messenger RNA. RefSeq lists its product as hypothetical. The coding region runs from base 1 to 1131 and encodes 376 amino acids. Gene Ontology annotation, molecular function: nucleic acid binding. The record is from RefSeq and is a predicted model, not a curated record. NCBI's taxonomy places the organism in Eukaryota, Fungi, Ascomycota, Eurotiomycetes, Onygenales, Arthrodermataceae. The transcript has 4 exons.